AGGUCAUCCCGUCCUAUUUGUUCUAUAAUUCUUCUCCAACCUUAGCUUUUACUUAAAUGGCAGGAGUAGGGUAUAGUGUCUAGCCGUAAGAGAUCAGGAGGUUUCUACCAAAUCUACUUGGAAUUUUUUGCUGAAGGCAGGGAGAACAGAUGCAAGGGAAGAGGGUUGGUAGGGUGAGGAGAAGGCUGACAGAGAAAAGAUGAAGGCAGAGGUGAGGUUUUACAGAGAAAGUUAAGCCAUGUGAGCAGAAAGAGACCUCCAAGUUCCACUUUGUCCAACACCCUGGUUUUACAAAUGAGGAAACAGAGGCUCAGAGAAGUGAGAUGACUUGCCCAACAUCACACUGCUACUUCGCGCCAGACCUACAGCUAGACCCCAGAUCAAAAGAGAAAGGGACUGGAGGGGAAUGUGUAUUCAAGGCUUGAAAGAGAUAUUCUCCAGAAGAGGAGGAAAGAGACUGAGAUCCCACAGAAAGAACUAGUGAUAUAGACCACCAUUAAAGGCUUGUGGUAUGAAGAUAGAGGAGCAGGAUGAGAAGGUGCCUGGAAAGUGAUAUAGGCUGGUAGUCUCAGUCAGUAGAGGUUCCAGACCUGACUCUGCUAUUUACCAGCUUGGGUCUCAAUUUCUGAAUGGACCCUAUAGGAUCUUUGUGAAAGUCAGUCUCAUAAACGAAUACUUGUAACACAGUGCUUGACCAAUACUUAAUAAGUCUUUGUUACAGUUGUUGUAUUACCUUAGAAGAGGAAAGAUCCCUGCCUGUGGGUUGGGGUAUGGCCAAGAUGACCCUGUGGGGAUAUAGGGCAGAGGUCCAGUGACUCCAGAGACCAUUCCUCCCUCUGCUGCUUGCAGCUGAUAAACUUCUUAUCUGGCCAAGACAGGGGAGUCCAGGGCCAGGAUAGGAGGAGGGGGCAGGGCUGCUAUCAGCCAGCAGGCCUGGGCCCUAUCUCAGAGAAGGGGAGGGACUGUCUGCUUGGCUCUUCCCACAACGCACUCCUUGGGGAUCCCCAAGCACUCACUCUCAUCUUGGGAAGAAAAGACAGAGAUCAUAAAACUGAGAACAGAGGAGGAAAGCAGGCAUGAUCUCUGAUGUUGCCCCAGGAAAUGGGGGGAAACCCCCCAGAAGACAUAGCUUCUGUCCCAGCCAGUGAUACAAUUCUGGGGAGAAAGAGGUAGGGAAAAGAGAAGGUAUCGUGUCUGAAAAAAAAGGUAAAGACCUGAUGUGCUCCCAAAGGAACUGACUACAGCCAUAGCAGGUUGCUGGGGCCAUUCGGGCUUUGGGGGACCCUGGACCAGGCCCUGGCCCUGGCCCAGUAGGAUGCCCCCGUGUCCUCCCCAGCAGGGCAGGAAUAGGGUGACACAGCUGCCCACCCCGGAGCUGGGCGAGAUGGAACUAACGUGGCAAGAGAUCAUGUCCAUCACUGAGCUGCAGGGCCUAAAUGCUCCAAGUGAGCCAUCGUUUGAGCCCCCAGCCCCACCCCUGUACCCUGGACCCCCACCACCCCCAACUUAUUGUCCCUGCUCAAUCCAUCCAGAUGCUGGCUUCUCCCUUCCUCCACCACCUUAUGAGCUCCCAGUAACCUCAGCUCAUGUCCCAGACCCUCCAUACUCUUAUGGUAACGUUGCCAUACCAGUCUCAAAGCCACUGACCCUCUCAGGUCUCCUCAGUGAGCCCCUCCCAGAUCCCUUAGCCCUCCUGGAUAUUGGGCUACCAGCUGGGCCACCCAAGCCCCAAGAAGACCCAGAAUCUGACUCAGGAUUAUCCCUCAACUAUAGUGAUGCUGAAUCUCUUGAGCUGGAGGGGACAGAGGCUGGUCGGCGACGCAGCGAGUAUGUAGAGAUGUACCCGGUGGAGUACCCCUACUCACUUAUGCCCAACUCCUUGGCCCACCCCAACUAUGCCUUGCCACCUGCUGAGACCCCCUUAGCCUUACAGCCCUCCUCAGGCCCUGUGCGGUCCAAGCCCACUGCACGGGGGGAGGCAGGGAGUCGGGAUGAGCGUCGGGCCCUGGCCAUGAAGAUCCCCUUCCCCACGGACAAGAUUGUUAACUUGCCAGUAGAUGACUUUAAUGAGCUGUUGGCACGGUACCCGCUAACAGAAAGUCAGCUGGCAUUAGUCCGGGACAUUCGACGUAGGGGCAAGAACAAGGUGGCUGCCCAGAACUGUCGUAAGAGGAAGCUGGAGACAAUCGUGCAGCUGGAGCGGGAACUGGAGAGGCUCAGCAGCGAGCGGGAGCGGCUACUCAGGGCCCGAGGGGAGGCCGACCGGACCCUAGAGGUGAUGCGCCAACAGCUGACCGAGCUGUACUGUGACAUUUUCCAGCACCUGCGUGAUGAAGCUGGCAACAACUACUCUCCUGAAGAGUAUGUGUUGCAACAGGCUGCUGAUGGGGCCAUAUUCCUGGUGCCCAGGGGGACCAAGAUUGAGGCCACAAACUGAGGGGGCCCAGCAUGGUGGUCCUGCUGAUUUCCUUCAUUCCCUUCUGAUAAAGGUAUUCCUGGACCCUGAGGCCCCUAAGGGGACUACAUUGAAAAACCUGACAUUUGUUGGGUCAAGGUGUGUUUAAUGAGGCUUGCCUUGAGGGAAGUAGGUGAGGGAAGGCUGGAAUUGUUUCCCAGGUCUCCAAUCUCCCCCUCUUGUUUAAGCUUUGGCAUAUAAAGCCCUCCACAGAAAGAGCCUUCCAUUGUGUCUUCCUUCUUCUACUAGUGUGUAUAGAAACAUAUACUUUUCUUUUCUGACAUAAUUUUCUUGAGAGUAAUUUUUAGAUGCCACAUCAAAGUUUAAACUUCCCUGACACCAUACUUCUGUAUCUUUGAAGUGUGGUUCCCAGUCUUCUCUGGGUCUAAAUUACACAAGCUACAUUAUUUGGGGAAUUUUGCUUCUAUGUAUUCUAUUUGACUUUACCAGCUCCAUUCCAAUCGGGAAACCUUACUUCCAGCUUCAGCUAACACACUACAGUUUUAACAAAAACAGAAGGAAAAGUGAUCUAAAGAGAUGUGGAAUCUUCAUACCUAUACAUUUUGAAAAACAUGGUUUUCUGUCCAGGUUUAGGGAAUUUAAAGUAACUUAAGGUUUUUACUCUAUGCCUGGUAGAUCUGAAGACUGUCCAACUCGUCAACUUUGUUUCCUCAAAAACGUAGGAUCAAACUGUAAAAGGCAUGGCCUGACGCUAUCUAUUCAGUUUAAUUAGUCCACCUAAGGGACAUCAUACUAAUUCACUCUAGCCAGUCUCACAAAAGUAAUUCAGAGGCAAAUUUAGACCCUUAGUCAACAAAAAUUUACAAAGCACCUAAUAAGCUCUGCAGUGGAGACCAUGUACCUAAGGCAGAAGGUGGACAUGGUUUUGCAGCAUGAACUAGGGUAUCAGUUUUCAAGAACUUGAACAGGGAAAUGAUCUUCCUCUUGUAAACUGUAUCUGUAAAGCACCCCUCACAAAGUACAGAAUGUAAUAGAUGUAUUAAGUUUUUCAGUAAGAAUGCUUUGUCAACUCAAUAAAUUGCUAAUUUAGUGAAUCUCCGGUAGCCCUUGUCCUGUCUUCCCAAGUCUUUGAGAAACCACAUUUAGUCUUAAGUGGAGAUAAAGUAGCAAAGUGGCUGACCUAUGGAUUCACAUACCUCACCAACCCCCUCAAUGAGGCUGUGUGACCUCCUUCCCUCCUGAAAACGGCAGGGGAAAGUUAUGAGCUUGCUAAAAUUGCUUCUAAAAAUAUUUCGGAUUCAUCACCUUUGAGAAACUAAGAUUUCUUCUCCUUCCCAUAUUCUUUCCCCUGGCUUGACUUCUUCGAAGCCUAAGAUAGCUGGCCCAUACAUGCUUGUCCACCAAAGAUGACAUCCACUAUGCCCCUCCAGAACUUAGUAGGUUCAACUCUCAGAAGACAGUGGUAGGUAGCUCUGGCUUUUUUCAAUUUGUUUUUCUCUUGCCAGGGGAACUAGAAAAAGGGUAUGUACAAAUGUGGAAAAAAUAGGUUAACAGUUUACUUCCAACAGGGACAGGGCUUAGUACUGCAAGUGGGAACCAUUUCUCAGAUCCCACUAAACAAUAGUACAUUCGAUGAGAUAAACUUUCCUAAGGUCCUGCUCCUUUAGACUGACCCUGCUAAAAAACUUUUGCUGACACCUGGAUGUAAUUAUCU
This is a messenger RNA of Artibeus jamaicensis (Jamaican fruit-eating bat), 4130 nucleotides long. It is a transcript of the gene NFE2, whose product is annotated as nuclear factor, erythroid 2. The coding region runs from base 1316 to 2437 and encodes 373 amino acids. The record is from RefSeq and is a predicted model, not a curated record. Gene Ontology annotation, biological process: regulation of transcription by RNA polymerase II. The transcript is spliced from 3 exons. Gene Ontology annotation, molecular function: RNA polymerase II cis-regulatory region sequence-specific DNA binding; DNA-binding transcription factor activity, RNA polymerase II-specific. Gene Ontology annotation, cellular component: nucleus. Lineage: Eukaryota; Metazoa; Chordata; Mammalia; Chiroptera; Phyllostomidae.